Molecule: messenger RNA, 939 nt
Organism: Phalaenopsis equestris
Lineage: Eukaryota; Viridiplantae; Streptophyta; Magnoliopsida; Asparagales; Orchidaceae
Product: E3 ubiquitin-protein ligase EL5
Exons: 1
Coding region: 89-454 (121 amino acids)
Biological process (GO): protein ubiquitination
Molecular function (GO): ubiquitin protein ligase activity; zinc ion binding
Source: RefSeq, a predicted model, not a curated record
AUGUAAACCUCAUAUACGUCAGAUACUGCUCUAAUACUAACUAUAAAUAAAAGGUAGUAGAGAACCACAGGUUACUUUAGUGCCAAGAAUGGGGAUAUCGAGCAUGCCUAACCUUGGGGAUGCGUUCCUCCCGCUAGCCUUCCUUCCCCUCCUUCUCCUCAAGGAUGGCGUCAGCUGGAUGCUGCUUCAGGUCACCGGCGACCAUCAAUCCGCCAUGGAUUCGGCCUCCAGCAUGCCGGUAGCCUCGACGAGGCAUCAACGAUGGAAGCCGAAGCAGGAAGGAGAAGAAGACGAAUGGUGCUGCAGUGUUUGCUUGCAAGGUUUAGAAGGGGGAAGGGAAGAGGUGAGCCAAAUAGUGGCUUGCAGCCAUUACUUCCACCGAGCUUGCCUUGACCAAUGGCGUUUGGUAGGGUUGGGAAACACCUGCCCCCUCUGUAGGUCCACACUCCACUAGAUGCCCUAAUUUCAAAUGACAGAAAGCUUGUUUUCAUUUCCUGCAGCUUUUCGGAUGCAGGAGUUUUUUUUUCCUUUUUUUUUUAACUUCUACUGACUUCGUAGAGGUUGUUAAACCAAGGAUAUGUAGUUUUCUUCUAUUCGGAUAUAUAGAUAUAUAUAGGUUUCAAGCUUGCGAGUUUUACCAAUCAUUUUGGAAUUUCUUCCAAGAUUUAAUGGUUAAGCACGAUGAUCAAUGAAACUGCUAAUAUGAAUUAUGAUGUCAAACAUGUUAGAAAUAUAUUGAUUGUUUGCCUAGAUAAAAAUAGUAAUAUUAGAAGAAUUGACAGCAAUAAUUUAAAAAGAAAUAGUAAUAAGAAAGAACAAUUUGUCAUCUAAACAUUGUUUGUGCCUUUUUACCGGGAUUCUGGUGGUGCGCUUCAGAUAUUGUGAUUGGUCAGCAGAAGAUAAUUGACUACCGGUUUUAUAUAUCGUUUUAAUGUUAAG